AUGGGUGGCGCCAACGUUGGUGGUGGUGGUGGGGCCUCUUCUGUUGCUAUCACGGGAGACGAAGAUCGGCGCUUCGAAGGUCAUGGGUAUGAUAAAGAGCUGAUCGAACUCUUAGAGCGCGACAUUGUCCAGCGGAACCUCAAUGUAAGGUGGGAUGAUAUAGCAGAGUUGGAAGAUGCAAAACGCUUAUUAAAGGAAGCUGUGGUUCUUCCAUUGGUACUACCCAACUUCUUCAAAGGCAUUCGACGCCCUUGGAAGGGAGUGCUGAUGGUUGGACCUCCAGGCACUGGGAAAACGUUAUUGGCAAAGGCUGUAGCCACAGAAUGCGGAACUACAUUCUUCAAUCUAUCUAGUUCUAGUUUAACCAGCAAGUGGCGUGGCGAAUCUGAGAAGCUGGUACGGCUUCUAUUUGAUAUGGCGCGUUUCUAUGCACCAAGCACUAUCUUCAUUGAUGAAAUUGAUUCAAUAUGCUCUCGACGCGGUGCCGAGUCAGAACACGAAGCUUCCCGCCGCGUAAAGUCAGAGCUUCUUGUUCAGAUGGAUGGUAAGAUAUAA
This is a messenger RNA of Protopolystoma xenopodis, 555 nucleotides long. Lineage: Eukaryota; Metazoa; Platyhelminthes; Monogenea; Polystomatidea; Polystomatidae. The record is from the annotation of a GenBank genome assembly.